GCGGGCGGAACUGACACUACUUACACGGUCUUAGAAUGGGCAAUGACAGAGCUUUUGCGGAAACCCGGAGUCAUGAAGGUAUUGCAGAAUGAAGUGAGAGGAAUCGUGAAUGGGAAAGAGAUAAUAAAAAAAGAAGAUUUAGAUAAAAUGCAUUACUUGAAAGCGGUACUCAAAGAGACUCUUCGUUUGCAUCCUCCAAUUCCUUUACUAGUUCCCCGAGAAUCAACCAAAGACGUCAAAAUUAACAACUAUGACAUAUCGGCUGGAACAACAGUAAUCACUAAUGCUUGGGCAAUCGGAAGGGACCCCAAUAUAUGGGAUAAACCUGAAGAGUUUAGACCAGAGAGGUUCUUGAACAAUUCUAUAGACUUUAAAGGACAUGACUUUGAAUUGAUACCAUUUGGUGCAGGGAGGAGGGGUUGCCCUGGUGUCUUAUUUGCAAUGAGCACUAAUGAAAUUGUGUUAGCAAAUCUUGUUAACAAGUUUGAUUGGUCAUUGCCCUUUGGAGCAAGAGUGGAGGAUUUGGACAUGACAGAAUGCACUGGUCUUACUAUCCAUAGGAAAGUUCCUCUUUUGGCUGUCGCUACUCCAACUUCUUGUUAG
This is a messenger RNA of Pistacia vera, 603 nucleotides long. RefSeq names its product cytochrome P450 71A6-like. Gene Ontology annotation, molecular function: iron ion binding; oxidoreductase activity, acting on paired donors, with incorporation or reduction of molecular oxygen; heme binding. The record is from RefSeq and is a predicted model, not a curated record. The transcript has a single exon. Bases 43 to 603 code for a protein of 186 amino acids. NCBI's taxonomy places the organism in Eukaryota, Viridiplantae, Streptophyta, Magnoliopsida, Sapindales, Anacardiaceae.